Molecule: messenger RNA, 922 nt
Organism: Diabrotica virgifera virgifera (western corn rootworm)
Lineage: Eukaryota; Metazoa; Arthropoda; Insecta; Coleoptera; Chrysomelidae
Product: adenosine 5'-monophosphoramidase HINT3
Exons: 3
Coding region: 230-652 (140 amino acids)
Molecular function (GO): catalytic activity
Source: RefSeq, a predicted model, not a curated record
ACCUUUCAGUAUUCGUGAGUCAUAAAUGAUCAAAGGUCUAUUUCAUAUUAUUUAAAUGUUUAAUAUUGUACAAAAGCUGCUUAAUAUUAAGUUCCUUUGAUUUUUGAUCAUCGUAAAUGUAUUUCUAAGUUUUAAUUUCUAUUACAAAUUUAAACAACAAAUCUUGUGUGGUUCCUUAAAAUUCGCAAACAUUUAUUUCUAUAUAACACUUUGUUAUUUUUUAUUAACAAUGACAACAGAUCCUAACUGCAUUUUUUGCAAGAUCAUAGCAGGAGAUGCUCCAGCGGAUAUAUUGUUUCAAAAUGAAGAGUUAGUUGUAUUUAGAGAUAUUAAACCAGAGUCUAAACAUCACUUCCUAGUUGUGCCAAAGAAGCAUAUUCUGAAUGUAAAUAGUUUACAAACAAAUGAGGACAGGCUUUUAGUUGAAAGGAUGUUGGAAAUUGGUAAGAAGAUUUUAGCGGAACACAAUGGUGAUUUAGACGAUGUAAGAAUAGGUUUCCAUUGCCCACCUUUUAAUUCCAUAAACCAUUUACAUUUACAUGUGAUCUCCCCAGCAUCUGAAAUGGGCUUCAUUAAGAGACAGGUGUUUAGACCAAAUACUUGGUGGUUUCAAUCUGUUGAUGACACUUUACUAAGGUUAAGCAAGUUAUAGUGGAAUUAAUAUUAUAUUUAUUAUAUUAUCGCUAUACAAGAAAAUUGGUGAUUAUUGGCAAUUAGAUAUUAAUUAAUUUGGACCAGUUGAAGAAAAGUUCGUUAUUAUUUUAUAAUCUAAUUUAGAAUGUAAUAUGUAAAGAGGCACUUAGAAGUCAAGAUAAAAACAGAAUUUUAUGCAUUACUUCGAUUUUAAUAGAGUGUAUUGUCUUUGUGAUAUUUUGUUAAAUGUCUGUGUGGGAAUUAAGUUAAUAAAAAAUUGUUACUUGUU